Messenger RNA from Tremella mesenterica DSM 1558, 1221 nucleotides. RefSeq lists its product as uncharacterized. The transcript is spliced from 7 exons. The record is from RefSeq and is a predicted model, not a curated record. Bases 154 to 1221 code for a protein of 355 amino acids. Gene Ontology annotation, cellular component: membrane. Lineage: Eukaryota; Fungi; Basidiomycota; Tremellomycetes; Tremellales; Tremellaceae.
AACAAACCUUGUCUCUCUCUAACCAGGUUACUGAGUGUGAUACCCCUCUUACUCCCCGUCAUAUUAUUCUUUUUCCUUUUCACCCUUAUCACUCUUUUCUUACUUUGAUAGGUGACUCACCUUUUGAGAUCUUUGUCGACUGCAUAUAUAAACAUGACCUCACCAUACUCCGGUUCACUCACAGCCAAACGUAAAGCCGAACUCGUCGAGAUCGCCCAAGCUCUUGAUAUCCCCGAUGCGGACGCAAAGAUAUCAGAAUUGGUCAAGAAGAUCCAACAACAUCUCGAUAUGAACGAGACUUCUUUGUCCAAGAGUCCCAUGUUCAAGGGGUUAUACAAUAAGAAGAAAACUCACGCAGAUAGCGAAACUGAUACACCUCUCUCGGAUGCUAAAGCUGCCGUCGUCUCUACCGUGGUUAAAGGUCGUAAAUCUAUCAAUAAGGCAAUAGAUAAGGUGGUUGAUGCUGCUGCCAAUAUUCCCUUACCUGAGACGCCUGUGAAUGCAGCCAAAAUAUCUGAAGUCGCAAAUCAAUCCAUGGCUGUAGCUUUAGCACCAGCUAAGAACCUCUCUGGCGAACUCAGCACCACACUCUCUGGUUGGGGACACUCUGUCGUCAAGUAUACAGGACAAGGACAACGUAGGGUUGACGUAGUGGUCCGUGCUAUUCGUGAUGGCUUGUCCACACCGGAACAUAUCGUCCUCGCCGCAAUCUCCCUAGAACUCGUGGCUCUUUUCUUCCACGUCGUACAAUUCUAUGAUCAUACAAUUUGGUUCCCCCCUCCUCCAGGAAGCAAAGGUACCGUCGCUUCUCUUCUUCAUAGCGCGUUCGGUUGGGCACCUAGUCUUCAAGUCAAGGUCAGAUGGCCUGAUGUGCAUAGUUUUAAGAGAAGUGGGGAAUUGUAUUCUGCCGUUGUGUGGUGGUUUUUCUCCACCGUCUUGCCACCUUUGACAUUAUCAACAGUAGUAUCGUUCGUCCCUCAGAAAGGAGUUUCCAAGACGGGUCACAACACUCGGCAUGCGGCCGCUCAUCCGCCAUCCCCAACAGUUGACCCUCUAUCAUUCUCCAUCUUCCGUCUCGCUCUCUUAGUCUUCCCCCUGACUACAGCCGCACCAUCCGCUAUGGUAGACGCUCUUGAGAUGUCUGGGAAUUUACAGGGUCGUGCUCUCGGUGCGGGUUUGUUGGCUGGUUUGAUGCUUGCCGAUAGACUUGGGGGAUUUUAG